Messenger RNA from Chironomus riparius, 606 nucleotides. NCBI's taxonomy places the organism in Eukaryota, Metazoa, Arthropoda, Insecta, Diptera, Chironomidae. The record is from the annotation of a GenBank genome assembly.
AUGUUGUUGAAUAAAAUAACUCCGAUUUAUUUGAUAUUGAUCUGCCUGUCAUUCAUGGCACUUCAAGGUCCACCGAGAAAUGAUUUUGAUAAAAACUUCCCAUACGGUUCGGUCUUCAAAUCAGUUAAAUGUGAAACAUUUGAAAACAAUACUUAUGGAUACAUGAGAAACUGUAGCGUUAAGGCUUAUUCAAAAAAGUUUGUAGCUCUUAAUUUAGGUUACACAUUAACUCGACCGCUCAAUAAACCAAUUUAUGCUAGAAUAAUCAUGAAGUACAGAUAUGGAAAUAUUUAUCGAGAUAUUUAUAACUUAACUGUUGAAAUUUGUUCAUUAUUUGAAAGCAUUGAUUCACAGCCACUACUACAAAACCUAAUUGCACCAGUUAAGAAAUCAAUUGGCAAUCAUCUUCACAAAUGUCCAUAUACAAUUGGAGAUGACAUCACCAACCUGACUCUAGACGAGACUGAAAAUAAAAGCAUCUUUAUGCUUCCUGAAGGUUAUUACAAAAUCUGCAUCACAUUCCAAAAGUCUGUUCAGAAGCAAAUAGCAAGAUUUUGUGCUGUUUUCUAUACAAAGUCACCGAUGAAGGAAUCUUUUGGAAAAUAG